Molecule: messenger RNA, 564 nt
Organism: Alternaria arbusti
Lineage: Eukaryota; Fungi; Ascomycota; Dothideomycetes; Pleosporales; Pleosporaceae
Exons: 5
Coding region: 1-564 (187 amino acids)
Source: RefSeq, a predicted model, not a curated record
AUGGCCAACUUCAAGCAAAGUGGGGGCACCCACAACCACUACCACUUCGCCGCCGGCGACAGCAAGGCCGUCGCUGCUGCGCUCCGCAACAACAAGGGCCCGCGGCCCAAGAAGAAGGUCGGCGGGGAGGCCGGCCCCAACCGAUCCACCCAACGUCGUCGCGCUGCUCGCGCAGCGAAAGAGGAGAUCGCGGCUGCUGCUGCUGCUCCCGCUGCCGUUGCCGCCACCAACUCUGAGCCCGCCGACGUCGCUGCUGCCGGCGCUGCCCCCGUCGUCGCCCCGGUCGCCGCCCCGGUCGCCGCCCCCGUCGCCGCGCUCGAGGCUGCUGCGGCGCCUCCCGCUCCUGCCGACAACACCCCUCCCGCGCCCGCGCGCCCCGCCGCCCCGCCCAUUGUGGCCGCUGGUGGUGCCGGUGAUGCUGCUGCUGGCGCUGCUGCUGGUUGCCGUGCGGCUGCGGACGCGCAGCCCCACGUUGAAGAUGUCGACGAGGAGAUGGGGGACGCCCCUGACUGCUUUGAGUAUUUGGGCCUCACGGGCAUGAUGUCGCGUUUGUGGGAGCAGUAG